Messenger RNA from Paramecium sonneborni, 2176 nucleotides. NCBI's taxonomy places the organism in Eukaryota, Ciliophora, Oligohymenophorea, Peniculida, Parameciidae. The record is from the annotation of a GenBank genome assembly.
UUUUAUUUAUGCUUUAAAAUCGAAUAUUGAGAAUCAUACAAAAAACUCCAAGAUUUUUCUUUGGAAACAAAAAGCCACCAAAAGGAUUUGAAAAUUUUGAGAGGCCGAGAGUGGAAGAGGAAUAAGGAAGAAAUAGUUUAUAGAAGGAAUAGAAAGAAGAUUAAUAAUAAUAGGAUUAGGAUUAAUAGGAAUAAUAAACAUCUUAAAAAAGCAAUAAAGAUUUUAGUUAAUAAUAAAAAUGGAAAAGACAAUAAUAAUAAUAGAAUUAACCUGAAGAUUAAGAUAAUUAAAGCAGAUUGCUUUUUACAAUAUCAGGUGCAUUAAUGGGAUAUUAUUUAAUUGAUUAUAUAAUUCCAGGUAGAGAGAGUCAAAUAAACAUUAUAUAAUUUGUAAAUUAGAUAUAUGCAAUAACAAAAUCAAUAGAAAUAAGGCCAUCAGCAGAUUCUGAUGCAAUAUAUGCUCAUAUAGUAUCUGAUAAAGGAAGAUACAAAUUAAAAUUAGGAAAUCCUGAUACAUUUUUAGAGAAUUUAGAAUAUUUGUAAUUAAAAGCAAAUGUAGAGCCAUAAAAUAUGAUAAAAGUAUCAUUUAGAGAGAAUUAAAAUUCAUAAUUAUUGGAUAGAGUAUUGGAUGUGAUUCCUCUUGGAUUUGCAAUAUUAAUAUCAUUGAAUUUUAUAAAAAUAUUGAGAUUAUUUCGUGAAAAAGGUACAGGAGGUAUGAUGGGAAUGUUUAAAUCAAAUCAUAAAUAAUUUUAGAUGGAAUAGAAUGUAAAGGUUAAAUUUUAAGAUGUAGCGGGAUUAGAUGAAGUGAAAGUAGAGAUAAAAGAAUUUGUAGAUUUUUUAACAAAUAGUAAUAAGUUUAAAUAAUUGGGUGCAAAGAUUCCAAGAGGUGCAUUAUUAACAGGUCCUCCAGGAACAGGUAAAACAAUGUUAGCAAAAGCAUGUGCAGGUGAAGCUGGUGUACCAUUUUUUUAUGUAAGUGGUUCAGAAUUUGUAGAAAUGUUUGUAGGUUUAGGUGCAAGUAGAGUUAGAGAUCUAUUUGAAUAAGCAAAAUAAAAAAGUCCAUCAAUUAUAUUUAUAGAUGAAAUAGAUGCUAUAGGUAAAAAAAGAUAAGCUAGAUUGGGUAAUGAUGAAUCUGAAAAUACUCUUAAUUAAUUACUAGUUGAAAUGGAUGGAUUUGCUACUGAUCAUAAUGUUAUUGUUUUAGCUGCUACUAAUAUGGCUGAUUAAUUAGAUUCUGCAUUAACAAGACCUGGAAGAUUAGAUAGAUUCAUAGAAGUUACAUUACCUGAUUUAAAUGGUAGAAAAUAAAUAUUUAUGGUUCAUCUUAAACCAUUAAAUUUAGAUCCAUCUAAAACUUAAGAAGAAUAUGCUAAUAGAUUAGCUACAUUAACACCAGGAUUUAGUGGAGCUGAAAUUGCUAAUCUAUGUAAUGAAGCAGCAAUCUUAGCAGCUAGAUAAUCUAAAUCUCAUGUAGAUUCUCACGAUUUUGAAAUGGCUGCUGAAAGAGUUAUGGCAGGUAUUGAAAAAAAAAGAAUUAUUUCUGAAGAAGAAAGAAAAGUUGUUGCUUAUCAUGAAAGUGGACAUGCAGCUGUUAGUUGGUUUCUAGAAGGAGGAGAUCCAUUAUUAAAAGUAAUUUUAUAUAUUAUAAUUUAAUUAGUUAACUAUUAUACCACGUUCUAAAGGUUCACUUGGUUAUGCUUAAUAUUUACCUAAUGAAAGUUCAUUAUUCACUAAAUAAGAAUUACUUGAUAAAAUCUGUUGUAUCUUAGGAGGAAGAUCGAGUGAAAAACACUUUUUCUAAAGAGUCACUACUGGAGCUUAUGACGAUCUUUAAAAGGUUAAAAAUCUUGCCUAUAAUAUUGUAACGAAAUAUGGAAUGAGUGACAAAAUUGGUAAUCAAGGUUUUAGAGAUGAAAAUGUUAACUCUUUUAGUGAUGAAACUAGUAAAAUUAUUGAUGAUGAAGUCAGAGAAAUUAUUGCAUAAUGUACUUAAAGAACUGAAUUAAUCAUUCAAAAAUAUCAUCAACAAAUUUAAUAAUUGUCAGAAUAAUUAUUAGUGAAAGAAACUCUUGAUCUAAAUGAUCUUAUUACUAUUUUAGGGGAAAGACCAUUUCCACCAAAAUCCAAUUUUAAAGAAUACUUGGAUACUAAAAAAAGAGAAAAAGUUGCUGCUUGAC